AUGGAAAAUGUCGAGUAUUUUCACGAGAAGCUUCUCCUGCCCGACGAGGAGUUCGCGCUCCUAGAAGCGGCAGUGGCGGCCGCGGAGCGGGAAGCGGCUGCGCGGAGAGCUGCGCGGGCGGGUAGCUCCGCGGAGAUAGUGGUGGAACAUCCGCGGGUGGACAGGUCGGCGGAGGCUGGGAGGGAAUCCGCGCACACGCGGAACGAUGCGUGUGGGCGCGGGGACAGGAUCGAGUCUGCGGGAAGCAGCGCGGAGGCGUCGUCGCGGCAGCUAGUGUUUUCAGAGUCAACUCAUAAGUCGCUUUACGCAUGGAUGCGACCAGAGACGCUUUUUGAGGCGCCUCGACAUCCCGAGGCGCCUUUUCAGGCUCCUCAAAUGGCGGAGCCUGUGACAAGGAGGUCCCUUUUUCCGGACAUUGAGGACGUGUCGAGUCUCGAUGCGCUGCCAGCGGAAUGGACACGUGGCGUUGCUGGAGGCGCAGGCGCUGAUGGGUGUUCGAGGGAGCGCGAGGAAGGAAUGGAGGCUUGGGGAAUGAGUACAGAGGCUUGGGUAACGGAUUCAGAGGAGAGGGGAACGAAAGAAGAGGGGCGGGAAGCUAAGGAAGGGGUGCUGGAGGUUCGGGCAAGGCACGUGGCACGGCGGCCGUUGGAUUGCAAGCGGAAUCAACGGCUGUCCGUGACAGAUAUAACAGACGCGGUACUAUACUCCUACGUGCCUGUUCCAUCCCGUCAAGUUCUCGGUAUCCACUUGCUCUCCUUUUCUAACAACUUUUUUUUUUCAACUAUUCAUCCACUCGCCCAUUCUCCCACUCACCCAUUCCCCCGUUCCCCCAUCCGUCGCUGCUCGCAGGAGUGGUGUGAGCAGCGGGUGCUGUUCUCUCUCGCCUGCGGCAAACCCCCGCCAACAGCAGCGAUGAGGGCGGGCGCGGAGAGGCACGCAGCGUUGGAGCGGGAGGUGGUGGAAGCAGUAGAGGUGGCCGUGGCAGCCAGGGAGGACGCGUGGGCGCUCAGACUGCUGGGGGCGGCUGCUAGAGUCCUGGCCCUGGGGGAGGGUAUGAGGGAGGCGAUGGGGGUUGCCAUGGGGAGGGAGGAUGGAGGAGUGGGGCCCUUUGGUGGUGAUGCUGCCGGCAUAACGCGAGAACCUUCACCUCAUGUGCUACAGCCGCCCUCCCCCCUCCUUCUUUCUCAUCCCCUUUCUCCCCGGUGCAGGCUGCAGCUCAUGUGCUACAGUGCGCUGCUGAGCAGCAUGAUUCGGCACGGCGUGCCUCAGGAGCCAUUCUUCUCCUCCUUCCGCCUCCGCCCCCGCACCACCCUCUCUCCCCAAGUCCUCCAACAUGCUGCUGAGGUCUUUCCACGGAGAAUGGUGUGA
Messenger RNA from Closterium sp. Naga37s-1, 1368 nucleotides. The record is from the annotation of a GenBank genome assembly. NCBI's taxonomy places the organism in Eukaryota, Viridiplantae, Streptophyta, Zygnematophyceae, Desmidiales, Closteriaceae.